AUGGAUCGUAGAUCCCGACCUCAGCCAGGGCGCCGAGCUCGCCACAAUUACAACGAUCUGUGCCCACCCAUAGGCCGCCGGGCAGCCACAGCGCUCCUCUGGCUCUCCUGCUCCAUCGCGCUCCUCCGCGCCCUUGCCACCUCCAGCACCCGCGCCCAGCAGCGCGCGGCUGCCCAGCGCCGGAGCUUCCUGAACGCCCACCACCGCUCUGCAGCCCAGGUAUUCCCCGAGCCCCCUGAAUCUGACCACGAGGACACAGACCUCGAGCCCUCCCUUCCCGAGUGCCCAGAGUACCAGGAAGAAGAGUUCGACUACGAAUCCGAGACCGAGUCCGAGUCUGAAAUCGAGUCCGAGACCGAAUUCGAGACCGAGUCUGACACCGCGCCCACCACUGAGCCGGAGACCGAGCCCGAGGACGAGCGGGGCCCCGUGGUGCCCAAGCGCCCCACCUUCCACCAAUCUCUCACCGAGCGUCUCAGCGCCCUGAGGCUGCGGAGCCCCGACGCCUCCCCGAGUCGUGCGCCGCCAAGCACUCAGGAGUCUGAGAGCCCCAGACGACGGGAGGAGCCCGAGGACAAGGAUCCGAGGGACCCCGAAGAGUCUGAGGAGCCAAAGGAGGAGGAGAAGCAGCAGCAGCGCCGCUGCAAGCCGAAGAAGCCCACCCGCCGCGACCCAUCCCCCGAGUCCCCUUCCAAAAGGGGGCCCAUCCCCAUCCGGCGUCACUAA
Messenger RNA from Budorcas taxicolor (takin), 726 nucleotides. RefSeq names its product neuroendocrine secretory protein 55. Gene Ontology annotation, biological process: response to parathyroid hormone. The transcript has a single exon. NCBI's taxonomy places the organism in Eukaryota, Metazoa, Chordata, Mammalia, Artiodactyla, Bovidae. The record is from RefSeq and is a predicted model, not a curated record. Bases 1 to 726 code for a protein of 241 amino acids.